Molecule: messenger RNA, 802 nt
Organism: Sinocyclocheilus grahami
Lineage: Eukaryota; Metazoa; Chordata; Actinopteri; Cypriniformes; Cyprinidae
Product: growth arrest-specific protein 1
Exons: 1
Coding region: 1-744 (247 amino acids)
Biological process (GO): regulation of cell cycle
Source: RefSeq, a predicted model, not a curated record
AUGGAGAGCCGCAUCGUUCCCGUGGCAUUUCUCUCGUUUGUGAUGAUGCUGGAGGCGCAGAUGGUUUGCUGGCAGGCGCUGAUGCGAUGUCACGAAGAACAUGAUUGUGAGCUUGCAUAUAACCAGUAUUUGACGGCAUGCGAUGGGAUCAUCCGCGGAGGCAGACGCCAGUGUCCAAGCCAUUGCAUCAGCGCGCUUAUCCGCCUUAACCAGACCACAAACGGCCCGUUUCUAGAGACCUGUGACUGCGGGAUCGACCCCGAGUGCCUGCGGGCCAAACGAGCCGUCGAGCCCUGUCUGCCGCGGACGCAUCCAGGUGAUGCCGAUGGGAUCGGUUGCACCGAAGCGCGCCAGCGAUGUGAAGACGAGCCCAGCUGUCAGUCAUCCCUCACCGCAUAUCUAUCCCACUGCGGACAGCUGUUCAACGGGAGGAAGUGUUCGUCUCGGUGCAGAGCCACCAUCGAGGAGCUGCUGUUCAUGCCGAACGGCGUGCUGCUGAACCAAUGCGUGUGUGACGGGCUGGAGAGGCCGUUUUGUGAGGUGGUCAAACAGAAUAUGGUCAAACUGUGUUCGAUAGGAGACAACAGCGUCUCCAUGGACCACGAUGGCACAGACGAUGCAUAUGAGGACGAGGAUUACGAGGCGACUGAUGCUGAUGCGGUGAUGUCGUUUACAAGCGCUUUGACUCUUUCUCAACACGUGGCUUUGCUGUGCAUUGCAUUUGCUCUUGCGUUCACACUUUAAAGUGGACAUUUGUGACCCUGGAGCACAAAACCAGUCAUAAGGGUCACUGAAAUGUAUG